AUGUAUGAAAACCUGCACUUCUCCAGGUCCCCCCUGGGAUGGAGCACAACCCCCAGGGUGCAGGGGGCAGCCCCCCCAGGCCCAGGCAAGGCCGAUGACACCUAUGAGACCCUUGAGAUGAGCCCUGUGGACAAGGGACUGGCCAAGAACAAGGCCCAGGAGCCCACAGACUGGCAGCAGGAGCAGUGUCUAGGGCAGGCAGGCAAGGCACCAUCACAGGCCCAGGACCAGGUGGCACAGCCCAGGGCAGCGUUGGUGCAGGCACAGCAGAAGGGGAAAUGCAGCCAGAAGGAGCUGCACCAGCUCGGCACAGAACUGAAGGAAGCCAAGGCAUCUCUGGCGCUGGCCCAAGUGGAGCUGGCAUGGGCACAAGAGCAAGCCCGGAGCCUGCAGCAGCAGCUAAACAAAUCUUCAGGAUCCAAGACCAAUGCACAGAUCUGCCAGGUCACAGGUUGCUGCCCAGAGACCUGGGUGCUGCACAGCGGGAAGUGUCUGUUCCUCUCCAAGCAGAAGAAAACAUGGCAUGAAAGCAAAGAAGCAUGUGAAUGGGAAUCCUCCCGGCUUCUUGUCAUCCGGGACUGGGACAACACAACCAUGCCGAGCUUCCUGGCCAACACAAAUGCCUUGUACUGGAUUGGGCUCUGGCAAGACCCAGACAGGGAGGGUCGGUGGACUUGGAUCGAUGGGACUCUAUACCCAGAAAGUUGGAAGUUUAAAGGUCCGGGUCAUUAUGGAGCAAUUAAGGGGGGCAUCAUUGAGAAACCAAGCUCAUAUGUUCACCUUCAUUCGGUCUGUGAGAAGCCGACCAGGCACCACUGA
Molecule: messenger RNA, 819 nt
Organism: Alligator sinensis (Chinese alligator)
Lineage: Eukaryota; Metazoa; Chordata; Crocodylia; Alligatoridae
Product: CD209 antigen-like
Exons: 6
Coding region: 1-819 (272 amino acids)
Cellular component (GO): plasma membrane
Molecular function (GO): transmembrane signaling receptor activity
Source: RefSeq, a predicted model, not a curated record